Messenger RNA from Emiliania huxleyi CCMP1516, 522 nucleotides. RefSeq lists its product as hypothetical. Bases 1 to 522 code for a protein of 173 amino acids. Gene Ontology annotation, biological process: Golgi to endosome transport; Golgi to plasma membrane protein transport; protein localization to Golgi apparatus. The record is from RefSeq and is a predicted model, not a curated record. The transcript is spliced from 2 exons. Lineage: Eukaryota; Haptophyta; Isochrysidales; Noelaerhabdaceae. Gene Ontology annotation, cellular component: trans-Golgi network; Golgi membrane.
AUGCCCUUCUAUGCUCCUGGGUUCGACCCGCUGCUCAUCGUCAGCCAGAUCGCCGCGAUGCAGGCGCUUCUCUACCUAAAUCUCGGCCUCUGGCUGCUCGUGCUCAACGGGCUAGCCGGCAGCAACCUUUCCUCCAUCGGACUGCGCCACCUCUUCUCGCCCGACUCCAUCUCCAUCUCGUACGCCGGUGGUUGGGUCACUAUCCUUGCGCUCUUUCUCAACGCGAUCGCCGGGCAAGCGCCGCACUGCUGCCCCCACCCUUCUUCGUUCUUCCUCUGCUUCAUCGUCGAGCGCGCGAAGAAGUGCCUCGACUUUGCGGCGACGGCGCAUCUGCUCCACCUCUUUUGUUGCAUCGUGUACGGCGGCUGGCCGAUCGCGUGGGAGUGGUGGGCAGUCAACAUCAUGUGCCUGGUGCUCAUGGCGCUGCUUGGUGAGUUUCUCUGCAUGCGGAGAGAACUGCAGGACAUCCCCCUCUUUGGCUCUCGAGGCGGGAGGAAGUUCUCGUCUUCCGAGCGAGAGUAG